Calypte anna (Anna's hummingbird) is the source of this 431-nucleotide messenger RNA. It is a transcript of the gene SLIRP, whose product is annotated as SRA stem-loop interacting RNA binding protein. The coding region runs from base 51 to 362 and encodes 103 amino acids. Gene Ontology annotation, molecular function: RNA binding. Lineage: Eukaryota; Metazoa; Chordata; Aves; Apodiformes; Trochilidae. The record is from RefSeq and is a predicted model, not a curated record. The transcript has 4 exons.
CCCACUGCCAGGGCGGGCAGGGCCGCCCCCUUCCUGCCACAGCUCCCAAGAUGGCGGCGGCCAGAGCGGUGCGAGCAGCGGGGCGUCGGUCCAGAAAGCUCUUCGACAUCUUCGUGGCUGAAGUUCCCUGGACGGUGUCGAGCAAGGAGCUGAGGGAAUACUUCUCCCAGUUCGGGUCCGUGCAGAGGUGCCAGCUGCCGUUUGACAAAGAUACAGGCUUUCACAGACGUUACUGCUGGAUUAAAUUCUCAACUCCACAAGAUGUUCAGAACGUGUUUCAGAAGGAAUCCCACAUACUUGAAGGUGCCAAGCUUGCUCUCAAACAGCAGCCCCGCAGAAGACACAGUCAAAGAAGUCAGUGAGUGAGCAGGGGAAGGAGGCUUUAUUUCACUAAAUGUAAAGAAACUAAAUAAAAGGCUGCUGAGAAACUA